UUCUUUGGCAGCUUCCUUGGUACUCAGAGAGGCCAAGAGGCUGCUCCUUUUUUUGUUGUGCACCAAACCUGUCUAAGGGUGUGUGGCCUCAGCAGCAUCCCAGCCUGGCAUACUCUGCUCUCCCUUCCCUGGUUGGCAUCAGAGCUGGAUGAUCCAGGGCUCCUGCUCCUAGACCAUGUGGAGCCUCUCCUGCUCCCAGCUUGUGCUGCUGCUCCUGUUGCUGAGAGGUGCUGAAAACACUUCUGCUCAAAAAGUCUGUGGCCAACCCAAAGUGCAUUCUCCUCGGAUUGUUGGGGGGCAGAAGGCUGAGGAAGGGGAGUGGCCGUGGCAGGUCAGCAUUCGAGAAAACAGACUACAUGUGUGUGGCGGAAGCCUCAUCUCAUCCCACUGGGUGGUGACAGCCGCCCAUUGUUUUGAAGGGCCACUGAAUCCACUUCGGUACCGAAUUCACCUGGGGGAAUAUGAGCUCCCCAAACCUGCACGCACCAUGGUCUCUUCUGCUGUCAGCCAGAUCAUAGUGCACCCGUAUUAUGCUGGAGACGGGCUCAGUGCUGACAUUGCACUAGUACGGCUGGAGGAGCCGGUAAAUAUUUCCCGGACUAUCUUGCCUGUCUGCCUGCCCAACGCAUCAGAUCCGGAUCCUUUCCCUGUUGGGAUGUCAUGCUGGGUCACUGGCUGGGGUAACCUCUACCCAGAUGCCUCCUUCCUCACUCGGACCCUGCAGGAACUGGAGGUGCCAAUCAUAGAUGUUGACGAGUGUGACAAAAUGUAUCACAAUGACUCCACCGCUGACACUGACACUGAGAUUGUGCCAACGGGCUACAGGCUGAUUUACAAUGACAUGAUCUGUGCUGGGUACGCAGAAGGAAAGAAGGACUCCUGCCAGGGUGACUCUGGAGGGCCCCUGGCCUGCAAGCUGAAUGACACUUGGUUCCUGGCUGGAGUGGUAAGCUUUGGGUUGAGUUGUUCGCUGCCCAACCGACCUGGAGUCUAUACCCGGGUCACCUCCUAUAUGGACUGGAUUCAACACGCCAUGGCAAAGAACACUCCCUCUAGUGGUGGCAUCCAUCUCUCGAGUGCCAGCCCUGCUCUCCUCUUGGUUUUCUUCCUUUUCCUGGGCUCUGUCCACCUGAAGGAACUUUAGCCCUGCCGAGGCCUGGCUGUUCCACUACCUGCAGGAAGUGCAAUUUAAAAAUGAGGUUCCACACGGCACUUAAUAUUACAUCCCCCACUCCAAUCUUGCAAUGCCUGUACUCAAAGGCAAGCUCUUAAGGAUGCUGGCCCACUCCCGUUCAGGACAAUGGGACUUACUUCCCAGAGAACUUAGGAUUGCAGUCUAGUCUUGUUUUAUUUUAUUAACUAUAACUGCCCUGGGAGUUCUAUCUGAACUGAAGGGCAGGCUAGAAAUGUUAUAAUACAAUAAAUACACAAUACUCUUCCGUUGCUUCUUAAGGAUGGGAGAGAAAUUCAAUCAGUUUGCAUUUAAAACAGAACUUAUCAAAUGUGCAUUUUCUGGAACCACAUAAGAACCGAAACACAGCUAUCCUGUGAAACAUGCACUGAUCUGAAUUUUGUGAUGCAGUUCUCCAAACAAGCAAUGUUUACAAAAAUGUGUAGAUUAGGGAAAAGUGAUCACAAAAAUAAAUAUGUUAGUGAAAAAACAUACAAUAUGCAUUAUAUUAGGAGAAAUUGCUUGCAAAAUGUGUACAUUUGUUGAAACUGCACACAAAAAUGUGUUUGUUAGGAGAAAUUCUUAUUAAAAUGCUGAAGAAUUUU
Rhineura floridana is the source of this 1776-nucleotide messenger RNA. Its product is annotated as serine protease 33-like. Gene Ontology annotation, biological process: proteolysis. Gene Ontology annotation, molecular function: serine-type endopeptidase activity. The record is from RefSeq and is a predicted model, not a curated record. The transcript has 6 exons. The coding region runs from base 176 to 1144 and encodes 322 amino acids. Lineage: Eukaryota; Metazoa; Chordata; Lepidosauria; Squamata; Rhineuridae.